AUGAAGAAAGUUUUCACCUCCGAGCAGAUUUCCGCCUGGUUCACUUCGGGAGCCACGUUUGCCAAAAUUAACCUCACAGAGCAAGCGGCUGUGAAGAAGCUCGAAGAACCAGCGGCCGAGGAGAGCAGGCCAUCAGAGGUUCCUGAUGAGAGCAGCCUGGAGACUGUGGACUCCGGAGGGAGUCCCCAAAAACAGAAACCUGCUGGGAGUCCUGCUCCUCCUCCACUGGCCUACUAUGAGUACCCAAGUUUGCCCAUAACCAAAAACAGAAAGGAGCUGAUUUCCCUCAUAGAAAACCACUCUGUAGUGAUUAUUCGAGGAGCCACAGGCAGUGGCAAGACCACCCAGCUGCCACAGUACAUUCUGGACCACUACAAUGCCAAAAAUGCCUCGUGCAACAUCGUGGUCACCCAACCUCGCAAGAUUGGGGCUACCAGUGUUGCUCGAUGGGUUGCCAAACAGCGGAAGUGUACCCUGGGUAGUUUGGUGGGAUAUCAGGUUGGACUGGAGAAAAUGGCGACUGAGCACACGCGCCUCAUCUACAUGACGACAGGAGUGCUGCUGCAAAAACUGGUCUCUUCCAAGUGCCUCACAGAGUACUCGCACAUCUUCGUAGAUGAGGUUCACGAGCGGACUGAGGAGAUGGACUUUCUCUUACUGAUUUUGAAGAAACUCCUUCAUUCCAACUCUCGUUAUGUCAAGAUCAUCCUCAUGUCAGCCACCAUUAACUGCAGACAGUUUGCUGAUUACUUCGGAACCCUGAUUCGUGGCAAGAUGAACCCUGCCUAUGUGUUUGAAGUGGAAGGGGCACCGUUUGCCAUUAAGGAGUUCUAUCUGGAUGACCUACAAAACCUGUUACCAUAUAGGCUGUUAGAGUCCUGUCAUCAAGAUGACCCCAACAUCGCAGUAGAGAUGUACAAUCUUGCCAUCAGUCUCAUCCAGAGCUUUGACGAGGUGGAGGGCGAAGAUUCCUGCAAAGCUGACAAAGACAGUGGUGUAACUUUGUCUGAGAAAGGCAGUGUUCUGGUUUUCCUUCCUGGGUUUCACGAGAUAAGCUACAUGCAGGAGGCUUUGGCCAAGCUUGGCCUCCACAAAAGAUUGCAAGUUUAUCCUCUUCACUCCUCUGUGACUCUGGAGGAGCAGAACGGUGUGUUUCUGCCUCCUGUCCCUGGAUACAGGAAGGUCAUCCUUUCCACCAACAUUGCAGAGAGUUCGGUGACUGUAUCGGAUGUCAAAUAUGUCAUUGACUUCUGCCUUACCCGUCACCUGGUCUGUGACCAAGAAACCAAUUAUCAGUCUCUCCGUCUCACCUGGGCAUCCAAAACCAACUGUAACCAGCGUAGAGGUAGGGCAGGACGAGUGUCUAAGGGCUACUGUUAUCGUCUUAUCACCAAAGAGUUCUGGAAGAACGAGAUCCCAGAAUACAUGAUUCCUGAGAUGCUGCUUGCCCCCUUGGCCACUAUCAUGCUGAAAGUGAAGCUGCUGGAUAUGGGAGAUCCCCGCUCGGUCCUCUCCACAGCACUUUCACCCCCAAAUCUUGAUGACAUAGUAAGAACUGUGCUGCAACUCAAAGAGAUGGGCGCUCUGUCUGUGAAAAGUGACUGCAGGUCUCAGAACGAUGAUGGAGAGCUAACAUUCCUAGGUCGAGUGGUGGCCCACUUACCUGUGGACCUGUACCUGGGGAAGAUGAUUGUCCUCGGCCAUGUCUUUGGUUGCCUGGACGAUUGCCUCAUCAUAGCUGCCUCACACUCUCUGAAGAGUUUCUUUGCCAUACCGUCCAUGCAGCAGAUCGCCGGCCACAGGAGCAAGAUGGCCUUUGCCUCUGGAACACCAAGUGAUUCCAUAGGUUUUGUAAAUGCCUUCAAGGCAUGGCACUCUUCCAAAAAGACUGGACAACUGAGACACCCAAAGGACGAGCUGGAUUGGGGAAAAGAGAACUUCAUUCAGAUCAAACGGAUCAGGGAGGUUGCAGAGCUGUAUGAGGACCUGAAGAGACGUGUUUCCCAGUUCAACAUGCAUGUGCAGGACAGCAUUCAACCAUCAGACUAUACCAGCACAAACACGCAGAAGUUCCUUCUUCAGGUGAUUAUCGCUGGUGCCUACUACCCCAACUACUUCAUCCAGAAGGAACUAGAUGAAGACCUGGCCGCCAGAGAAUUAAGUGGCUUCAACCCCAGGACAACAGUCAUGAUGAGGAACAUGCCUCCAUACAGUUUCCUGUACUAUAAGCAGCUGCAGUCUCUGUUCCGCCUGUGUGGACAAGUCAAAACCAUCUGCUUUGAUAACACCAGAGCAUAUGUGGAGUUCUACAGGACAUCUCAAGACUCAGGGGUUCUGCCUGAAGUGUCCCUCGCUCUCGUCCUUUCCCAGCAGAGCUCUCCCAUGGAACUUUCUGUCUACCCCAUUGAACAAAUUGAAAAAUGUGCUGGUAACAGAAACCUAACCCACAUGAAAUAUUCACGAGUGAAUGUUGACUUCCAGAGCCAGUCCGUCUGCCCAGCGGGACUGUUGAGCAGCUCUAUUGAUCCAGACAAACUACCCCCAAGCCACUACUUUGUGGUCAACAUCACAGAGGUGGUGGAGGUGGGACAUUUCUGGGGCUUCCAGGCAGAUGAAGCCAGUUUAGAGAUGCAGCGCUGUCUGACAGCUGAGAUCAGCAAACACACACUGAAGCCUAUACCUGUGUCACUCUACCCCAACCUGAGUUGUCUGGCGCUUUACUCCGAGCUCAAUGAGCACAGUUCGUACUACCGUGCCAAGAUCCUGCACAUCCGUGGCAACACAGUGGAGGUUUUCUUCUUGGACUUUGGUAACACAGCAGUUGUUGCCUGCAGCAGCCUCAGAGAGCUCCCUCCUGAUAUUCUGACUUACCCUUUCCAGGCUCAUGAGUUUCAAGUUUCCGGGAUGCGUCCAUCAGCCCAGUCCAUCAUUCAUGGGAACCAGUGGAGCAGCCGAGCCCGCGAUCGCUUCCGCAACCUGGUAAAGGGCAAUUCUGUCAUCGUGUCAGUGUACUCCAUACUCCACAAUGUCAUGCGUGUUGAGCUGCUCAUCAACACAGAGACAACAACCACCAGUGUGGUAGACAUCUUGGUGGAGGAAGGACAUGCGGUCGAGGCUGAAGAGAGCUUCGAUUCCAAGGAAAACCACGAGGUGCUGAUGUCCCUGUACAAGGACAUGGAAACAGGGAAAUAUGUCCCUAACUCUGUCUGCAGCUCCUGGAAGGAUCGCAAGAAAGAGGAAAAGGAGCUCAUUGACGACCUUCUCGCUCACUUUUCCAAGAGCAACCUCUCCAUUUCCAAGAAAAGGGUUCAGGUGUAUGGACCAACCAGUCCUUACAAGUCAAGCUUCCAGAGCUCAAACCAAAAGACCUACUACAAGACGGUGUGUAUAGAGAGGAGCAGCAUCAACCUUCUGGCGCUGAAUGAAAACCCUCAUGACAAACAUCAGAGGAUGCUGGUGGCUGGAUCUGUGUCAGUCAACUCCUCAGGAACACGCAUUCUUCUAAGAGAUACCACCAUCAUGCCAGACAUCCCCGGACUGCCUUCACUCAUUACCUUGCUCUUCACCCCCAUCAUGGAGUUACGCACUAAUGAAGAGGGGACCUGCUACACCGGCAGCAUCUGUGGCCUCGGCUGCAACAGUCAAGCACAAGAAGGCAUCCUACCGGAGCAUGACAUCGAACUCGCCUUUGAUGUCAAGUUUGAUGUGGAGGACAUCACUGAGAUAAACGCCUUACGAGGUGCUAUUAACUCUCUGGUGUGUGAAGGGCCCAGUGGCACGCUGCAUCUGGGGCCUGACAGGACCAGCCACCUGCAGGAGGACUGUCGGGAGCGCCUCUUAAGUCUUUUCACCAAGUCGCCCCCCCGGGAAGCUGUCACUCCCAGAAUCUACGAGAAAGUGGAGAAAUGGAACCAGGUGGAGCCCUCGAUGAGGAUGAACAUCUUGGAGCCAGGAGGAAGAGGCUUUGUUUACCAGCUGCAUCCUGUGACUCUCCUCAAUUAA
This is a messenger RNA of Limanda limanda (common dab), 4002 nucleotides long. RefSeq names its product tudor domain containing 9 (gene tdrd9). The record is from RefSeq and is a predicted model, not a curated record. Bases 1 to 4002 code for a protein of 1333 amino acids. Gene Ontology annotation, molecular function: RNA binding; ATP binding. Lineage: Eukaryota; Metazoa; Chordata; Actinopteri; Pleuronectiformes; Pleuronectidae. The transcript has 35 exons. Gene Ontology annotation, cellular component: intracellular anatomical structure.